Messenger RNA from Quercus robur (English oak), 2088 nucleotides. Its product is annotated as rhamnogalacturonan I rhamnosyltransferase 1-like. Bases 240 to 1799 code for a protein of 519 amino acids. Gene Ontology annotation, cellular component: cytoplasm. Lineage: Eukaryota; Viridiplantae; Streptophyta; Magnoliopsida; Fagales; Fagaceae. The record is from RefSeq and is a predicted model, not a curated record. The transcript has 8 exons.
UGCAUGCACUUGUAGCCCUAAAAACCAGCUUUCCUCCUAUAUCCCGGAAACCUGGUCAGACAGUCCACCUUAACACCUUUUUAUUUAUUUAUUUUUUAUAUCUCAAAAUUAUUGAAACCAAUAUUAUUGCACUUCUUUAAAUAAUUUUUAGAAGGCUUUAGUACUUCAUAUAGAAUUUUCGAUUAGCUUAUAUAUAUAUAAUAGAGAAGAAAAGAAGGAACCAAGUAUAUUAAUUAGAGAUGGAUUACAACAAGAACGGUUUUGAGGAUUCCGAGAAGGAGAAGCCAUAUGGUAAAAUAAAGUUGAGGUAUAUGGGUGUGGUCAAAGCUGAAAUACUGAAGGGUAUGAUCAGUCGAGGGAUCAAAGCUGAAAAGUUGAAGAGUUUGAUCAAAGCGGGUAUGACAGCUGAAAAGUUGAAGGGUACUAUGAUGGUUGCUAGGUCUAGAUUGGCAUGGUUGAAACUGUGGGCAGUUCGAGCCAUGACCAUGAUGUUGCUGUGUGCUAUUGCAAUGCAGUUGAGAGCUAUAGCUGGAACGUUGAGCCCAAGGAUGUUCAACGCUCGGCUUGCAUACUCUCUUCCACCAGAAAGAGUUUAUGAUAACAAUGGGUAUCUGAUGGUUUCAUGCAAUGGAGGAUUGAAUCAGAUGCGAGCUGGAAUUUGUGACAUGGUUGCCAUUGCAAGAUACAUGAAUGUCACGCUUAUAGUUCCAGAAUUGGAUAACACCUCCUUUUGGAAUGACUACAGUCAAUUCCGAGAUAUAUUUGAUGUGGAUUAUUUUAUCACAUCUUUGAGAGAUGAGGUUCGGAUAUUGAGAGAGCUGCCUCCUGCCCAAAAGAAGAAAGUAGAAGAAGAAUCCCUCUUUUCCAUGCCACCCAUUAGUUGGUCUAACAUGACAUAUUAUUAUACUACGAUCCUUCAACGCAUAAAAACGUACGAAGUGGUGCAUUUCCAAAAAACUGAUGCUAGGCUUGCUAAUAAUGGAAUUCCUGAAGAGGUUCAAAAACUACGCUGUCGAGUAAAUUAUGAGGCUUUAAAGUUUGCUCCCAAAAUUGAGGAAGUGGCCAAGAAGAUUGUUAGUAUUCUGAGGGAAAGAGGGCCUUUCUUAGUUCUUCAUCUCAGAUAUGAAAUGGAUAUGGUAGCCUUCUCAGGUUGUAUAGAAGGUUGCAAUGAAGAAGAGAUUGAAGAGACCACCAAAAUGAGAUAUGCUUACCCUUGGUGGAAAGAAAAAGAAAUUGAUUCUGUAAAGAAAAGGCAAGCUGGUCUAUGCCCUCUGACUCCUGAGGAAACUACACUGGCAUUGCGGGCAUUGGAUAUUGAUCGUAAUAUUCAAGUGUACAUAGCUGCUGGACAAAUAUACAAGGGAGAAAGGAGAUUGGCAACUCUCAGAGAAGCUUUUCCAAAUAUUGUGAGGAAGGAGACGUUACUGGACCCAUCGGACCUUAGGCCCUUCCAAGACCAUUCAAACCAGAUGGCAGCAAUAGAUUACUAUGUUGCAAUAGAAAGUGACAUAUUUGUCCCAACAUAUGGAGGAAACAUGGCAAAAGUUGUUGAAGGCCACAGAAGAUACUUAGGAUUCAAGAAAACAAUCCUUCUAGAUAGAAAGGUUCUUGUGGAACUGAUAGAUCAGUACAACAAUGGAACACUGAGCUGGGAUGAAUUCUCUGUAUCAGUGAAGGCAGCUCAUGCAGGUCGCAUGGGGAAUCCAAUUAGAAGAUCCGAGGUUCCGGGUAAACCCAAGGAAGAGGAUUACUUCUAUACAAAUCCACAGGAAUGUUUGUCAACAAUUGAUGAAGCAUGAAGUGUGCAUGAUGAUACUCCUGGCGAUUUGUGGAUCAUUAUCAAUUAUCAUGGUCUACAUCCGGUUCUUCUUUCAAGUUUAAUAAAGAGCUCUCUCUGACAUUUAGCCCAAAAAAAGUGCUCUUUCUUACAAGAUUGGAAAAGAAAAUGUUUCUUUUUGUUUUUCAUUGUGUUGGCUGGUGAGAUUUGAAAAUACGGUUGUCAAAUCUAAUUUGUGUAGAGUACCCUGCAAAUGCUUAUACAUAAAUUAUGCAAGAACAUUCAAUUUAAUUGAACAAGUUAUUUUUGAA